GUUAAUUCCGUGUUCAACCUCUUGUUCAACCAGAUCCUGGUACAAAACACUGGGGCGUUUUUUGCAGAAAGACAGAAAAAACUACAAAGGAUAAAUCAUGGCUGGAGCCGACCUUGAUGUCCCAGCGAAGGAACUUUCCAUCAGUUGUGAAGCAGAAUUCAAAGAAUACCCAUACAACAAGGAGGUUGACAUAUGGACAUUAGUGACAGUUAAGGCUCCAUGCCAUGAACUGGAAGAAUCCAGAGCACCAAUUGAUAUUGUUGCUGUCAUUGACAAAUCUGGAUCAAUGAGUGGCACUAAGCUUCAGCUUGUCAAAACAACUAUGGAAUUCGUGGUUGGCCAAUUGAAAAGUGACGACAGGCUUUCCAUAGUCACAUAUGACACUAAUGUCACCCUUGAUUUUAAACUGAUGAAAAUGACCAAAGACAACAAAACUUCCUGUUUAGAGAAAAUCCGAAAUAUCUCUUCAGGAAACUCCACAAACCUGUCAGGUGGACUUCUAAAAGGACUUGAACAAAUGGCCGAAAGACAGAAGGACAAAAACGAAUUGGCCUCCGUUCUACUUUUCACAGAUGGACUGGCCAAUCAUGGAAUCACCAGUGCUCAAGGCAUUAUUGCUGCAAUGAGAAACCCAAAUAUGUUUAGCUCACCAUCAAGAAGCAAUAGUGCAAGUCAAGCCCCCAGGCACCAAUCAUGGCUUCAGAGGCUUCAUCUUACAAAAAGUAAAGAACCAACUGAGCAUGUUGAGCAGUCAUCAGCAAAGGAAGAAGAAAAGGAGGAAGAAAAAAAAGAAGCUACUUUGCCAUGCAGUGUUUACACAUUUGGCUUUGGAAAUGAUCAUGACCCAGCCAUGCUCAAAGCUAUUAGCGAUGCAGGCAGUGGCAUGUACUAUUUUGUGGAGAACGAAGACAAGAUUUCAGAAUCUUUUGGUCACUGUCUUGGAGGAUUAUUGAGUACCGUAGGGCAAGGGAUACAGCUGAAUCUGUCUGCACAAGAUGGCGUUAAAAUCAAGGAGAUUCAUGUGAACAGGUCUUAUGAUUUAGCACCAGACGCAAAAAGUUUGAAGGUGGACCUCGGUGACUUGCAGUCAGAGGAAGAGCGCGAUGUUGUCUUGUUGCUGACUGCCAACGCCCUUCCCUCCUCCCUGGAAACGACGCCGCAGCCUUUAAUUGAUGUAGAAGUCAAUUAUUACAAUGUUCUACUGGAGAAAUUGGCUAACACCAGCACCUCCCUUGGUGUGCUAAGAACAAAUAUUGAAGAAAAUAGUGCUGAAAAGGGAAGUGUUGUCGUUAACAAACAAAGAGACAGAAUUCAGACAACUAACGCUAUCAAUACAGCUACUGAAAUGGCUGAUCGAGAUGAUUUUGAAGCGGCAAGACAGGUCAUCGAGCAGCAAGCUAGAAGUAACCGAUCCAAAUCCUAUGCGAAUGAUGAGUAUUUAUGCGCUCUUAAUCAAGAUUUGGAGACGUGUAAUGCUAUGAUGAGCAGCAAAUCAGUUUGGCACAAAAAAGGCAAAAAGGUCCAAAUCAAUAUGGCUCAAAUGCAUGAACAGCAAAGAUGCAGUGAGGUAGAUUCUUCUGAGCGGUAUUAUAAGUCGAGAUCAAAGGCAGCGAUGGGGAACAAAUUCAAAUCACCAAAGUGAUGGCAAUUGGGAAUUCUACAUGCCUAGACGUAUUUACAACGCUACUUUGUAUCAGGGUAAGGAGAUUGACUGCUUCAGGGACACAAUCUUUGGGAUCAACUCGAAUGGCGGCAUUUUGGGAUCAUUGCAACUUAACAUCACACUACUUUUAUGUAAUCACGUUUUUUUGUCAAUAAUUUUGUACACAGUUGGUAGACAAUUUCAUUCAUUUUUCAUUUCCGCACAAUUUUACCCUAUAAUGUGUAUUCAAUCUAGCUAUUUGUCAAAAAUUGGUGUAUUAAUCUUAAAAAAUUUGUACUAAUAUCAAAUUCAACCUAUUUUGUGCUUUCA
Molecule: messenger RNA, 1972 nt
Organism: Rhopilema esculentum
Lineage: Eukaryota; Metazoa; Cnidaria; Scyphozoa; Rhizostomeae; Rhizostomatidae
Source: RefSeq, a predicted model, not a curated record